Arachis ipaensis is the source of this 2449-nucleotide messenger RNA. Its product is annotated as cysteine-rich receptor-like protein kinase 25. Gene Ontology annotation, molecular function: ATP binding; protein serine/threonine kinase activity. Gene Ontology annotation, biological process: defense response to bacterium; protein phosphorylation. The record is from RefSeq and is a predicted model, not a curated record. Lineage: Eukaryota; Viridiplantae; Streptophyta; Magnoliopsida; Fabales; Fabaceae. Gene Ontology annotation, cellular component: plasma membrane.
UCGAACUUACUCCUGACUCACUUCUAUCACUAGCUCUUAGAAAACGUUGCCCUCAUUUGCAACUCUCCUAAACGAUUCUUCUCGAAAAAUGGCUGGCAAAGAUCGCUGCCACCCACCUGGCGUGCUUGAGAUCCCCAAAUUCAGAUGGAACCCUGUUUUAAUUUUUAUUUUAUCCCACCACAUGUUUCUAAUUUGAUAGUUAGAAACUUACGAAAUUAAAUUUGUCUACUUGAUUAGCUAAUGUCUUCAAAUUCUUAAUUACUCUUGUUCACUCAUCUUAAAAAUUAUACCCUGGAUUAUUACUGCGAGUUUAUCCAGGUCAAAGUGUUCUUCCUGCAAAUUUAUACAGCCACGUUUCGAACUCCAAUUAAUUGUCAUAUCUUAUCCACCAUAUUCACUCAAAACUAAAAAAAGAUGAAGUAACCAUGUACUAGCAGCCAUGGCUUCCUUCAAUGUAUUAUUCUUCGUCCUUAUUAGCAUCCUCAACUUUUCAUCAAUUACUACAAAAGCAGAGGACACUCAUUUUCUCUACCAGGUUUGCUCAAAAUACAGAUUCACUCCGAUCAACACCACCUACCAAAACAACCUCAGGACCCUCCUCUCUUCCUUAUCCUCCAAGGCCACCCACAACACCGAAUUCUACAACAACACCGUCACCGGAAAAACCCCCGCCGACACAGUCUAUGGACUAUACAUGUGCAGAGGAGACAUACCCUCUGAGCUAUGCGGCGAGUGCGUGGGAAACGCAAGUCAAAGACUUUCAACAAACACAGAGUGUUCACUCUCCAUAGCGGCAGUUAUGUGGUACGACGAGUGCAUGGUAAGGUACUCAAACACGUCGUUCUUCUCGCGCGUGACGGUGGCGCCUGGCUACCCUGGCUACGCGUUGUCCAGCCCCACCAACAUGACAGACCAACAAAGCUUCAACCGUUUAUUGUAUCGAACCUUGAAUCAAACUGCGGACGAAGCGGCCAACGCGCCCAUCGGUGCAAAGAAGUUCGCUACAAAGGAAGCUGCGAUAUCCAUAUUCCAGAAUCUUUAUUGUCUUGCUCAGUGCACGCCGGAUCUGUCGCCGGAAGAUUGUAGAAGCUGUUUGGAUGGUUUGAUCAAUUCGAACCUUCCUGAGUGCUGUGCAGGAAAGCAAGGAGGGAGGAUUCUGUACCCUAAUUGCAAUAUUCGGUUUGAGAUUUACCCUUUCUAUCGAUCACUUCAACCUGCACCGUCCCCAGCACCAUCAUCAAAUUCCAGAGACAAAAGAAGUCGAUCACGAACAAUUAUCCUAAUCGUUGUACCCAUUGCUAUUGUGGCACUGCUUUUCACUUUGUGCUGCUAUUUGCUAAGAAGAAGACAAAAAAAGAAUUCCAAGACUAUUCUUAGAGAAAACUUUGGUGGUGAAGGUGCCAUUUUAGAAGGGUUGCAAUUCGAUUUCUCUAUAAUUGAAGCAUCCACGAACAACUUUUCUCACCAGAACAUGAUUGGCAAAGGAGGAUUUGGAGAAGUUUACAAGGGUACUCUUCCUGAUGGCCGACAUGUAGCUAUAAAAAGACUCUCUACAAGUUCUAAACAAGGUGUGGUUGAGUUCAAGAAUGAAAUUUUGCUGAUAGCGAAGCUUCAACACAGGAAUCUAGUAUCUUUUAUGGGCUUUUGUAUAGAAGAACAAGAGAAAAUACUACUUUACGAAUACGUGCCAAAUGGAAGUCUUGAUUGCUUUUUAUUUGAUGGUGGUCAACAACAAAAGUUAAGCUGGGAUCAACGUUAUAAAAUUAUCGGAGGAACUGCUCUUGGAAUUCUUUAUUUACAUGAAUAUUCACGACUUAAAGUUAUACAUCGUGAUUUAAAACCGAGUAAUAUUUUACUGGAUAAAAAUAUGAAUGCAAAAAUUUCAGAUUUUGGUAUGGCUAGAAUAGUCGACAUUGAUCAAGACAGAGGAGAAACAAAUAGAAUUGUUGGUACAUAUGGUUAUAUGUCUCCAGAAUAUGCAAUGCUUGGACAAUUUUCAGAAAAAUCAGACGUUUUUAGUUUUGGAGUAAUAAUUCUAGAAAUUGUUACCGGACAAAAGAAUGCAAAUUCUUAUACUUCAAAUCGUGUUGCAGAAAGUCUUUUAAAUUAUGUUUGGAAACAAUGGAGGAAUGGAACACCAUUAAGCAUAUUGGAUCCAAAAAUAAAGGAAGAUUAUAACCAGGUGGAAGUUAUAAAAUGCAUUCAAAUUGGUUUAUUAUGCGUUCAAGAAAACCCAAAUUCUAGACCUACAAUGGGGACAAUAGUUUCAUAUCUUAAUAAUCAUUCUCUUGAUUUGCCAUCUCCACAAGAACCAGCAUUUUUCUUGCAUGGUGGUUUCAUGGAUCCAAAAACAGUUGCACAAGAAUCAAGUUCUAGUCAUCAAUCUGGCAAAAGUUCAACAACCUUCUCUAUAAAUGAAAUGUCAAUAAGUAAAUUUCAUCCUCGAUAA